Messenger RNA from Adineta steineri, 3045 nucleotides. The record is from the annotation of a GenBank genome assembly. NCBI's taxonomy places the organism in Eukaryota, Metazoa, Rotifera, Eurotatoria, Adinetida, Adinetidae.
AUGACAGGUGUAGAAUUAUUUACUGAAAAAUGUCGAGAUUUAAUAGAUAUUGAACGUGAAGAAGAAAUUAAACAAUCAACAGAAGCAUUAAAAGGUCAACCAAUAAAACGUCUUGCUGAAAAAGGAUUAUGUUUGACACGUCUUCGUUUUCAAUAUACAUAUACAGGUUUAUAUGGUCGAACAAUUCUUGUUUUCGAGGGUGAAUCUCUUUCACGUGUACAAACAUUUGGUCCAGGUGAUAUUGCUGCUAUUUAUCCACAGGGACAUUCAAUUGAUGAACAAAUUCCAUUAACUCAUGGACUUAUAUUUCGUUUAACAACAAAUACAAUACAUGUAACUAUUGAAGAAAAUGAUGAUGACAAAUUUAAUUCAUUCGGUGAUAAUUGUCUUUUUAUGAUUAUUAAAAUGGCUAAUGAUGUUACUUAUCGACGAUUAAAACAUGGUCUUACUUUAAUGAUGAAACAACGUCAAGGAACUGCUCAUCAUUUACUUGAUAUUGCAUUUGAUAAUGGUGAUCCUCUUCCAACAAAUUUCUCUCCAAAUACAGGUCCAUCACAAUGGUUUAAUGAAAAUCUUGAUGAAUCUCAACGAGAAGCAGUUAGUUUCGCAUUAGCUUCACGUGAUAUAUCCAUUAUUCAUGGACCACCGGGCACUGGUAAAACAACAACAAUUGUUGAAUAUAUAUUACAAGAAGCUUUGAAGCGUGAUGCAAAAAUUCUUUGUUGUGCACCAUCAAAUAUAGCUGUGGAUAAUCUUGUUGAACGUCUUGGAAGAAAAAAACAAUUAAAACUUAUUCGUCUUGGUCAUCCAGCACGUUUACUUGAAUCCAUACAAUGUUUUUCAUUAGAAUCAAUUGUUACAGAAAAUUAUCAAGAUGUUAAAAAUGCUUUACGUGAAGAUUUAAAUCAAUGUUUUAGUAAAUUACGAAAAUCAUCUACGGAGCGUGGUGAACGUGAACAAUUAAAAAGAGAAAUAAAAAAUUUACGAAAAGAUAUUCGAGUUUAUGAAGAAAAAGCAAGUCGAGAAGCAAUGAAAUCAGUUAAUGUCAUUCUAUGUACAUUAACAUCAGCAACUGAUGAUAGUCCAUUAAGAUUAUUACCACCAAAUCAUUUUGAUUUAGUUGUUAUUGAUGAAUGUUCACAAGCACUUGAAGCCGCUUGUUGGCUUGCUUUAUUACGUGCAUCAAAAUGUGUUCUUGCAGGUGAUCAUUUACAAUUACCACCAACAAUCUUAAGUGAAAAAGCUGCGAAAGAUGGUUUAUCUAUUACAUUAAUGCAACGAUUAAUUGAACAAUUUGAUGAUAAAAUAACUCGUAUGUUAACAAUUCAAUAUCGUAUGAACGAAGCUAUAAUGAACUGGUCAUCGAAAGAAUUUUAUCAAGGAAAAUUAAUCGCUGAUAAAUCAGUUAAAUCACAUCUUUUAAAAGAUUUAUCAAAUAUUUCUAAACGUAAUGAUGAAGAUGAAUAUGACGAUGAAAAUCUUUCACAAUGUCCAUUAUUUCUUAUUGAUACAACUGGUUAUGAUAUGCCAGAAAUAUGUUAUGAUGAUGAAAAUUCACGUGGUAAUGAAGGUGAAGUUGCACUUGUUAAUACACACGUUAAAGAAUUAAUUGAAAAUUACGGUGUAUCUAUUGAUCAAAUUGGUGUUAUAACCCCAUAUAAUAUGCAAGUACAAUUAUUACGUCAAAAACUUUUAAAUCAAUAUCCAACAUUAGAAAUCAAAUCUGUUGAUGGAUUUCAAGGACGAGAAAAAGAAGUUAUUAUUAUAUCAAUGGUUCGAUCAAAUUUACAUGGUGAAGUUGGUUUUCUUUCGGAUUCUCGUCGAAUAAAUGUUGCUAUAACACGUGCACGUAGACAUUUAUGUAUUAUAUGUAAUGUUCAAACAGUUAGUCGUGAUCCAUUUAUAAAACGUUUAAUGGAUUAUAUGCUUGAAAAUGGACAAGUUCGUUCAGCAUUUGAAUUAGUUGAUGACGAUAAUUUUUUUCGAGGAACAAUUUCAUCAAAAAAAUCAACAGCAUCAUCUAAACAAUCUAAACAACAACAACAACAACAAACAAAGAAACCGAAACAACAAACUAAACCACGUUCAGAAGCAACUGAAACACUUGAAAAUGCUCUUACUCAUAUUCUUGAUCAACGUAUUGAUGAUUUUCUUAAAAAUCCUAAUGCUCAACAAUUACAAUUUGAAGAUGGUUUAUCACCAUUUGGUAGACGUUAUGUACAUGAACUUGCAGAAAAACAUAAUUUACAACAUAUGAGUGAAGGUACUGGCGAUCAAAGACAUAUAACAGUCAUGAGAAAAUCUUCAAUAGAGACGAGUCCAAAACCACAACAAACAGUUAAAAAUAAUAUAGAAGAAACGAAUAAACAAUUUCGUACAUUUUCUUUAUUAUCUGAAGAAAAGAAGGAUUCAAGUCCAAUAGUUGAUAAAAAUAGAAAAUCAUCAACAGAAAUAUCUAGUGAAGAGAUAAUCUCAACAGAAAAAUCUGAAUCACCUGUAUUAGAUUUAACUAAUCGUUGUCGAUAUUGCCAUAAAGAUAUUCCACCACAAAAUCUUCAAUUACAUCAAUUAUAUUGUGAACGUGUUAAUCCAUUACCGUCAGUAACUACUGUAAAUAAUGAAAUAUCUGAAGCAACAUCUUCUAAAUUAAAUAUUGCUUCAGAUCGUCCAAAAACAGUGAACAAAAAGAAAGAUAAAUUAGCAUCAAUGGAUGAUGAUGCUGCAUUCGAUGAUUUAUUGGAAGCAGCUCGUAAACAAGAUAAUGUUUGUAAUGCACAACGAUGUAAAAUCAAAAUAACUUUAUUGGGACAACUUUGUUCAUAUUGUAAUCGUCGUUAUUGUUUUGAACAUUCAAUGCCUGAAGUUCAUGGUUGUGGUCAUCAAGCACGUAAAGAUAUACGACAAACACAUAUAACAACCCAUUCAAAUGUUAAACCUGUUUAUGAAAAUAACCCAAUACAUAAAGAGAAGAGACCAUAUUUGGAAAGAAAACUUCAAGAUAAAAUUGCGACAAAAGAAGGUCAAAGAAAAAAGAAAGAAAAAUAA